Molecule: messenger RNA, 1403 nt
Organism: Galleria mellonella (greater wax moth)
Lineage: Eukaryota; Metazoa; Arthropoda; Insecta; Lepidoptera; Pyralidae
Gene: BBS5
Product: Bardet-Biedl syndrome 5 protein homolog
Exons: 7
Coding region: 66-1106 (346 amino acids)
Biological process (GO): intracellular transport; cilium assembly
Cellular component (GO): ciliary basal body; BBSome
Molecular function (GO): phosphatidylinositol-3-phosphate binding
Source: RefSeq, a predicted model, not a curated record
UGGCGACGCAUUAUAAAAACAAAAUAACGCUUUUGCAAAAUACCUUUUGAUAUCUCCUAUAGAAUAUGCCUAAAAGUAAAAUCAGCGCUGUGUGGGAAGACAGGGAGGUCCUUUUCGACCUCCCGUUCUCGUAUUUAAAAUUAAGACCCGGCGAAAAAAUAUUCGACAGAAUUGAACCUAUAGAAGACACGAAAGGAAACAGCGGAACCAAAGGGAGAAUGGUGGUCACCAAUUUAAGGAUAAUUUGGCACUCAUUGGCAUCGCCCAGAAUUAAUUUGUCCAUCGGUCUGAACUGCAUAUUGUCGACUAGUACAAAAAUAGUAAAUUCAGGGCUAAGAGGCACCACUCAAGCCCUGUACGUACUGGCCGCGUAUAAGACCAGCCGAUACGAAUUCAUAUUUACGAACCUGUCACCCAACUCUAUCAGACAUUAUACGUCUGUUGUCGGCGUGCAUAAGGCAUACGCCAAUUCUAGAAUGUACAGAGACCUCAAACUUCGCGGUGCUAUUGUGCACAACAAACAGUUACGCAUGUUACCUCUCGAGAAAAUUAGUCUCAAUGAGCACAGCAUCUGGAACUUGUCGACUGACUCCGGCAACCUCGGCACGAUGCUGGUGACGAAUGUACGCGUCGUCUGGUACGCAGACGUGAACGAGGCCUUCAAUGUAUCCAUGCCAUACAUCACCAUUGAAAGCGUAUCAGUUCGCGACUCCAAAUUUGGCGAAGCCCUUGUGUUCGUCGUCCGUCCGACGUCCGGUGGUUACGUGCUGGGCUUCAGAGCAGACCCUCCAAACAGACUGCGUCCACUACUGGCCGAACUGCAAGCUCUGCACCAAGCUUACUCUGAGAGACCAGUAUUUGGAGUCGAGAUGACUUGGGACCAUGAGUGCCCAAAAUCAAUAACAGACGACAUAGAUGAAUUGGAAGAAAUCGGCGAACCCCGCGGCGAAAUGGGACCAAAUUUAUACUUGGCGUCACAACUAGCUCAGAACAAGCCAGAAGGCGAACUGCAACCGAUGUACAGUUCUUAUUUAGGACUGGCUAUAGAACCGUUGAAGGAGGGAUUCACAUUAAAAAGUUUAUUUGAAGUACAAUCUACCUCAUAAUAGUGAAGUUGAAGAGGACUGUAUACAACUGUACUGUACUGUUAUUUACCAAUUGUACCAUAGAUUAAGAAUACCACACCCUAUUACCCGUUAACUGUCCACUGCUGAACAUAAGCCUCUGCCAUAAGAGGGAUUUUGCCAGCAGUUACCACGCUUAGCAGGCGGGUUGACAACCGCACAUGUACACCUUUCUUAAGAGUCCAGAGUUUAGAAGAAAAUAACCUUAAACACGCCGUCUACAUGUUUCUAUUUAAUCACAGAUAUAUUAUGUUGGAAAUAAAUAUUUUGAAAUUUUCA